Molecule: messenger RNA, 1328 nt
Organism: Nezara viridula (southern green stink bug)
Lineage: Eukaryota; Metazoa; Arthropoda; Insecta; Hemiptera; Pentatomidae
Source: the annotation of a GenBank genome assembly
UCUGGUUCAACAUUUGUUUAUUUUCUUAAAACAGUUGUUUGCUUAGGUAAAUUGUUUUAUCAAUUUAAUUUCUAGAUAGCUUUUAAGUAAGUAAAAUAUGGAGUUGAAAGGAGUCCUUUUAAGCCAGCCUUGGGGAAUGCUUGGCGACCAAGGUUUAGCUGGCCGACUAUACGUCUCUGCACAGGGCUACAACCCGAUCGAUGGUGAAAUCCCGUUUGGUGAAUAUAUAAUAGGAGGAGACAAAUUCUACGAAACUUACAUAGUAACUAAAGAUCAGUACAUAAAUACGUUCUUCAAAAGUUUAACAGCCAAAGAACUCGGAGAAACCGCUUACUGUGAAUUUGGAAACACACUUCCAUUCUCAGUCAAGAUCAUGUCUCAUAAGUUACCCGGUCCACUCCUAUGCUACCCAUCUGAAGAAAAGGGCAAUCUGUUCCACAAUAAAAACGCCAAAAUCUUUCUUACCAGUGGUGUACGACAUGCAAUAGUUGUUGCAAUACAUGAUUUUUCGUUACUGCUAGGCUUUCGAAGCCUAGAGUUUAUAAUUGAAGUUCUUAAAAACGUCCCUGAAUUUAGAAUCUUGAUCGACGGAACAUUGAUUGAUCGAUUUCUUGAAACGAAGGAUAAAAAUGAUUUUCUUAAAGUUUUUAAAAAUCUGCUGGAUAAUCUUCCAUCACAAAUCGAAUACACUGGUAAGUUACUUAACAAUAAAUUACUUAAUUCAGCACCUUCUGGAAUAGGAGAAUUUCAUCCACUGAAGUUAUUUGAGAAAUUGGUUAAUGACAACCCUUCUGACGUCGGUAUAUUUCUGCCUUACUUUCUCAAUGUGGUGAAAGCUUGGGCGUUUAGAGGGGAUGAUCAUUCCCGCAGAAACUCCAUACACGUAUCUUUAUGGAGAAGCACUGGAAUGCUCCAAUAAUGUCGAGAACGCUGCGGCAGCGGCAUUUUGGAGCAGAAGGAAUCUGGACUGUUUUUGUGAUAGUUUGGAUUUACGCUUUUGGACUACCGAAGAGCUUAAUUAUUUGUCAGCUGAAAUUCGUUCAGCCGAACACAACUUAAACGAAUAUUUAACAUCAUCCCCUUUUUAUCGUGUAUACAUUGGGGUUAUUCCUAGGCGUAGUAAACAGUCAAUUCCACGUUUGUCAUCAUUUUCAAUGGUGGUAAUCAUUGAUGGGCUUGGACAGAUCAAUGAUAAUACUAUUGUACCAGGAGCUGCCUUUUUGUUUUUCACAAGGGAGAAAAUUACAUUUUCCGCGACUGAGAGAGUUGUGUUUGUGCAGGUAUCAAUUAAUUUGCUGGUUUAAAUAUUAAAUUCUUAAUAAAUGUAA